Molecule: messenger RNA, 1542 nt
Organism: Symbiodinium natans
Lineage: Eukaryota; Dinophyceae; Suessiales; Symbiodiniaceae
Source: the annotation of a GenBank genome assembly
AUGCGCGAGAAGUUUGACAUCGCGCGUCAGCUCGAUGACGCGACAGCCCGUGAGCAACACCUUUGGGAGCGGGCCGAGGCGGCCAACAGCAGGUCCCAGGUGUCUGAGGAACGUUUAAGGAGUUGCCUCAACGACCUCUCAGAGGCAAAUCAUGAACGGCAGAAGCUGCGAGCACAGAGAUCCGAAGGCGUUUCGGACCAGUACGAGCAGAGAAUUCAGGAAAUGCGAGAGCAGUUCAGAAACGAAAUGGAACUUCGAAUGAGCAAGCUGCAGAAGGAGUGUGGCAAGCGCGAGUUCCAGCUCCAGGAGUUGGCCAAAGCCUCUGCGAAGAGGGCAGACGAGGCCGAGCAUCGGCUGGCGGACAAAGUGACGGGUGCUGACCGCAUCGAGGCGGAGCAACGGGCGGCCCUGCAUGCUGCAGAGGCCGAGGCUGCCGAGGUGGCCCGCUUGAAAAUCGAGGAGGCCUACCGCGCCGAAGGCCUUCGUGCUGCCUCUCGCGAGCAACAGCUCAAGAUCCAGCUCGAAGAUGCGCAGGAGCAGAUCCAGCAGUUGAAGAAAAUGCUGGAGGAGGCGAAGAUAGCUUCUCUGCCUGCUGCUGGCCCAGCUGACCCUGGCAAGGACGGUGGAGAUCCCGACCGUCCGAGACAGUUGCUCCAGGAAGUGAAAAAUGUCACCCAGGUCGCCGAGGUGGAACUUCCUCGCUGCCACGCUGGUCCUGGGGAGGAGCUUUCCAAUGCUCUCCAAGCCGUCGCGGUCAAGACUGUCGUCCUGAUUUGGGCACCGAUAGGAAGCGCGACCGGCAUCGAGCUUUCAGCCCUGGAGGAUGCAGGCGAGCCGCAGCUGAAUGAGACGGCGCUGCCGCUGCUGUGGAUGGACCUGCAUGCCGACUCGAUCCUGCAGGCACUGUCGGCUUUGAUUCCCGAGUCGCAGAGACGAGGCCAGCUGCCCGCUCUGCACAAGGGCAUCCACCAGGAGACAUGCGAACUCCGACCCCCGCGCCCUGGGAGUGCCCUGCUUGCGUUGGUUUGGCUCGUGGCCUGUUUGGGGGCCCUGGUCUACCUGACGAUCGCGCUGGCGAGGGCGAUCUGCACUCCUCAGGAUCCCACUUCAGUUCAACAAGCUGUGGGUGAUACAGGCCAGGAGCAAGCGGCUUCUCUGGUAGCUGGACGCCCUGGUCGCGGCACGCCAGGCUUCAAUACCAUGCACAAGCUCGCCGAGUCCGUGUUCCUUCCUGUGAUGCGCUUCUUCGACGCUUUCAGUGUGCCAGAGGAUGUACGCAGAAUGGCAGAGCGCCGCGCCGAGUUGCACGGCGCUGGCGCCGGUCGCAGCCCGACAGCCCUAGGUGCCAGUGGAAGCGAGCCGGAGCCCGAGGAGAUGCGACGUCCGGCUGUGCUUGAGGCGCUGCUGGCGGCUGAAGACGCGCAGCCACAGCAGCUGUUACAGGUGCCAGCGCUGCCAACACGGCCGGCAUCCCCACGUUUCGGGGACGGUGAGGCCCAGGCGGACAACUCGGCUGACCCAUCGCGAGCAACUGGAAGCUGA